This is a messenger RNA of Planococcus citri (citrus mealybug), 5781 nucleotides long. RefSeq lists its product as uncharacterized. The coding region runs from base 216 to 2651 and encodes 811 amino acids. NCBI's taxonomy places the organism in Eukaryota, Metazoa, Arthropoda, Insecta, Hemiptera, Pseudococcidae. The record is from RefSeq and is a predicted model, not a curated record. Gene Ontology annotation, molecular function: RNA polymerase II cis-regulatory region sequence-specific DNA binding; zinc ion binding; DNA-binding transcription factor activity, RNA polymerase II-specific. Gene Ontology annotation, cellular component: nucleus. Gene Ontology annotation, biological process: positive regulation of transcription by RNA polymerase II; negative regulation of transcription by RNA polymerase II. The transcript is spliced from 8 exons.
CCGCCGUAUCACGACUAUCACAUCUCGCCGCCUAGGUGAGAGUUUUUUGGUGGGAGAAGAAGUGGGACAUUCAGGUGUAAAUACAGUUUAGUGUUUUCUGUUAAAAAGUUUUAUUAAAUUUAAAUUAAAAUUAAUGAAAUUUAUUCCGCGAAGUAUGUGCGAAUCAAAAGCGUAGCGUAAAACCCGACUUUUGUGUAAUAAUAACAUGAUUAAGUAUGACUGCUGCGCAUUUAAAUCUUUAUCAAGUUUGUCGCCUUUGUUUGUGCGAGCUGAAUGGCUCGUCAUUUGUACCGAUAUUUGAUAACAAAGAUAGUAAUUUACCGUAUAAGAUAAAGUCCUGCUUUUCCAUUUCUGUUGAUGAAACAGAUCGUUUACCCAACGUAUUAUGCCCAGCUUGCACAAGAGACGUAGAACGAUUUUAUAAGUUCAAAGAAAAAGUUAUUAAGAAUAAUGCUUUUCUUAAAUCAUACGUUUUUCAACGAGACCGAAAAGCUGCUCAGUUCCUGGGUCGUGGUAAAGAUGAACCGAAUACCACCACCAUCGAACCGUCGACGAUGAAAAAACGCACCACCGUUGGCCCUGCAACGUCGGUGAAACAGAAACGUACGCCGUCCAAAUCUGCGAAAUCCGGCGAUUAUCCGGAAUCGGCGACUGCGACGUCGGCCGCCGAAUGCCUGCCAACGUUGAACAAUUACGACAGCUGCGAAAUAUCGAAUACAUUUUUCGACAAUAGUAACAAAGUCAAAGUGGAAAUCAUUCCGCAAGUGGACAACGAUAUGUAUUCGUCGACCAGCGCCAUAUAUAGCGGCGAUUCCAAACACAACGUCGUCGAAAUGUGGCCAUCGUCGAUGUCCGCUAACGAAGAAGGCUCGUCUAGUAAUUUCCGUAACGGACGAAAUAUCGAAGAAAUCGCCACUACGACUAUAGAAAGCUCGGCUAAAUCACCGGACUAUACCAGCGUCAUACGUCACAGCAGCGACGAUUACGGUAAUAGUAAUUCGUCGUACGAUAAGUAUAUCAGCGUGCACGUCAAAGAAGAAAUCUGCAAAGAGAAUUCCGGCGAAGAGUACGAUUCGGAGGAUACGAAAUCCGCCGCUUCGUUGACCUUUCGCGAAGAAGACGAGGAUAAAUUGAUCAUCGACGAGGAAACUAUGCAAGUCAAGUCUUACGGUCGCGAAGGCGUUAAGACAUCGGAUAGCUGUAUAUUAUUACGCACUUUAAUUUCUACGUCGAACGCGGCUAAUCAAGUUGCUCAAUCGAAUCAACCAGUAAGGAGCGAAGCAAUCAAGAAACCGGCGACGUUUUCUCCUCAGAUAUUAGUGAGCGAUAUGUCAGCCAAUUCGCCGAAUUCGCAAAACUCACCCAGCGGCGGCUCCAACACACCUACCUCAGAGAAAAGCAGCACCAGGCGGAAACAGCGUUGCCCGACGAAAUCGGCCAGCGAAAUAGCGCUAGACGCGGCCGACGACGAAAGCGACGAAGACGCCGCCGAACUAGCGCCGCUCAGCGAACAACAGCCGCAGUCGAUAAUGUACCAACAGGAGAUCGUCAACAUAAGCCCGGUCACGGUGACGUGUACGUCUAACGGACGAGAAGAAAUCGUCGGCUACAGCCAGUCUCAAUUUUUAGACGAGGAUGAAUUACAGGUACUAUCCAGGCAUAGUUCGCCGGCCACAACGCCGCCUAUGGUAAUGCCUUCGCAGGCCGAAAGAUUACACAAAGCGUGCGACGUGCUGCUCAGAGCAGCGAGCAAAAUCCAAGAUCUACCGCCGGGUAUACAACAAGAAGAGGUGGUCGUCGAAGAAGAAGAAAGUAUAACGCUGUAUCCAAAUAGUUCCCAAAUCGAAGGCCAGAGCGAACAAAUCACCAUUCGCCAUAACCCGGUACCAUUGUACGAAAUUAAUUUCUCCUCGGUUAACGCCAUCAGCGAAACGCGAGUUACGAAGAAAAUCAAAUCGCGUGAAAAAAUACAGAAUAUGUCCCAGCAUAAAGAAUGUAAUAAUUGUCACGCCGUUCAGACCACCAUUUGGAGACGAGACAGAUUCGGCAAUAUUGUCUGCAACGCUUGCGGAUUGUACUAUAAAUUGCAUAAUUACGAUCGCCCAUGUAGAAUGCGCCGGGACGAGAUACAUAAACGUAAUCGUAAAAGAAACGCCAACGAAAAUAAAACGAAGAAAACCAAACGUAAUUCGAGCGGUACGUUCGAACUGAACGAAUCGUCUAAAGAGCAAGAGAAUUCUAGCGGUUCGUACACACCACCGAGUAACUAUAACGACAAUACGAACCACAUUACCGUGUCCGAUCUCUACCAUCAUCCUUUCGGCCAGAUCAAAAAACGACGCCGAACCUCAGCGCCCGGAUCGUCGUCCGCUACCACCACCGUCGUAAUAAAAGAAGAACCCGAAACCAGUCAGCAGGAGGGCACGUCCGAUACCGAGCAAACGGUCGAAGAAAUCAGCGUCAACGGAAACGAUAUCGCCGUUGCUUUAAAUAACCAUCUGUACAGCCAGCCGGCGGGCGAAAAGUUGGCCUCUUCGGCCUUCUCUCUCUCUACGCAUUUCGUGCCCAUCAACGGCAAAGUGUACGAAGAUUUUUCCAACGAAAAUUCGAUGAGCGAAGCACCUUUGAAUUUAGCAGCCGGCAGUCAUUAGGGAACGCUUUUUUCGAGAAAAUCGUUUUCUUCUUUUCAUUUCAACUCGUAAUUUUGUUCUGCUCUUCUUCUCUUUCGUCAUCGUAGUCUUCAGUUUGUCCUCCUUUAGGAUCAUUAGGUGAAGCUACAGUGUUGAAAGUUCGUUGUGUCAACAAAUACUAUUUAUUUACGAUCGCCCAAAUAAUUUAUUUAUCCAGUGAGUAAUUUAAAUGUAUUCUAACCGCGUUUAAAUACCGGUGAUUCUCUUUUUAACAAAAUGACCACCUUAUUUUCAUCGUUAUUUGUUAACGAGAUCACAUGUUUUAGAUCUAGAAAUUGUUGCGUUGUACUCGUACGAUUACAACGAUGAAAUUCACGCGUGCUAUAUUCAAAUUUAACAACCUCCGAUAACCAAAAAAAAAAAAAAUCGAACGAUGUUUCCUUCUUUUUUCUCUUUUUUUUUCUAAUCGAGAAAUUUUGUUUUACCGCUGCGUGUGUAAGAUUUAAUCGUAUCGUCGCGUAACAUUGUAUAAAGUUAAAUGUAAGAAAAAUAUUACUUACGGUUUAAUUUUUUUGUACUUUUUCUAGUAAUUUUUUGCAUUUAUCGGUAGGAUUACAGGAAUGUAGCACAUUGAUUAACACUUCUAAUAUUUUCUUAUGUAACUUUUACAUUUCUUCUGUAUUCUUGUUUUCUUUUUUCGUUUUAUUGUUUUCCAAUCACCAACAGCACCGGGCACAUGGAUUUUUAUUUUGACUUGAUCGUCGUCGUUUGUUUUCAUAUUUUUUAGCGGUAUAUGAUUACGAAGCUUCGCUUUAUAUUCAACUUUCUCCCGUACUCUUUGUGUUUAGAUGCGUAAAUAUAUAUGUAAUAAUUUUUUUUAUAAAUAUUGUAUUUCUGUUCUUUUUUUUUUCUAUAAUAUUGUUAAUUUAUGAGAAAAAUUCUUGUAUAUAUUUUGCGGUAGAUAGAGAUACUAAAGGUGUAUUUUUCGAAAUCAAUUAGCAAACCGUCGCGUGGUUAUUUGAAAUGUUACCUUAUUUGUGUGAAAUUUUAUCGAUACCAAAAAAUCGUGAAUGAAAUUUAUCGUGACGAAAUUCUAAUGUUCGAGUUCUCAAAGAGCUUGCCAUUCGGGUAUCAACUCAUCCAACGUAUCGUAGCAAUCGUUGAUUCGUGUAAACAUUGAAAUUGUUAUUUAAAAAAAAAAAAAUUAAUCUUGUGUAGAAGUUCCAUUUGCGAGUUUUGGCCCUGUUGAAAUAUUAAGGAGAGUUGUACACGAUGAAUUCGAUUUUGCUCCAAGUAUAAGCGAAUGGUCUCAGGGUUGGAAUUAUGCUGUGGUGUAGAUCAUGGCCUUUGUAAUGUUUGUGUAGGGUUUUCAAACUGUCGAGUACCGAUUUAAUCUCAUUUAUUGGUUUCGAAAUGUCUAAUUUGAACGAAAACACUCGAAUAUUUUAAUUAUUUGUCGUUCGAAACGAGUAUGGUUUUUUUUUACGUUGCAUCAAUUUCGUUUAUACCUUGGACCAAAGGUAAAAGUACGUUAGAACAUCAUGAAACGAUCGUCUUUUCUUCUUUUUCUUUUUUUUUUGGACCAAAACAAUUCAAACAACUGGCGAACCAUUUUAUAGGAUCUGACUUGUAAUUAGGUAUUGUCUAACUUUAGUAACAGUAUUAUUAUUAUGUAUGUUUAAUGUCAUUUUACUAACCAGUUGAUACUAGUUUUAGUUGUAUAGAUGAAUUUUUUUUCUUUCUAAUAUAAAUUUCAGUAUUAAACCGUAAUUAAAUUAAUGUUGUAAUUUAUUUAGUGUAAGUUGUGUUUUCUUUUUCUGAAUUUACAAAAAUGGUACUUAAUUAGUUAUAAAUUUUUCAUUCUUUUCUUCUCCAAUACUCAUUCGUGUUGUGUUUGUUGUGUGGCUAUGUUGAAAAUACUAUGGUUCGUAUAAGUUGGGUGUUCUGAAAGGAGAAAUUUUAACGUCGGUAAAGGAAAAUUGUUACGUUAAACGCGAAUUGCAAAUUUAAUGUUAUACAGAAUUUUUUUUUGUAAGUUACGAAGUUACGUGCUUGAAUUUUGUAAAUAUAUUUUAAUACGCCAAGCUUAAUUGAUAAGUAAUGUUCCAUUUGUAAGCCAUUUUUUUUCUAAUUUAUGAAAUUUAAAUUUGAAAAAUUUUUACGUUUAUUAACAUUAUGGCUGAAUUAUUGUCUAAUCGUUGUUACAUCGGUAUGGCAUCGUCUCAAUUUUCAAAACAUGGGCUCACAAGUGAAAAAAAAAAAGAUAAUGAUUCCAAUACAUUACGAUUUAGGUACGAUUUUAUUAAUAUUUUUAUGUGGGAAAGCUAGGCGUUGGUCAAUUUGAUUUUGUUUUCUUUUUUAAAAUUCGUUUUACAUUAUUACCAUUUUUUUUUCUUUUGUUCAAUAAUCAAGCCAUUCUGGAAAUCAAUUUGAAACUUUUGUUUUGCAUUUUAUUUUUGUAUAGAAAAUUGAAGUUUUCUUGUAAUUGUUAUGUUAUGUUAAUUUUUUUUCUUUACAUCUUUAUUUUUUUCUUUUCUUUUUUUUUUUAGUUUUUAUAUUGUAUAAAUGCGUAGAUUUAAGGAUAGAAAAAGAAACAGUUCGCAUCUCUUCCAAAAAUGAUAAUAGUACAUAAUUUUUCCUCUUUUUGAUAAUAGAAAAAUCGUAUCGCGGUUUGAAAUCGGUGUACGAGAAUACGAUCGUAUUUUUUAAGUAUUUUAGACAAUCAUUUAAUUAGUGACUAUAGUUUUUUCUCUGCUUACGUUGGAAUUCGAUUUACUUACUUAACUUUCAGGAAAUUUCAGCUCUUCUUUAUUUAAUGUGAACACUGCUUGCCUUUUUCGUGAAAUUUGUAAACAGCAUUUAUUGUAUAAUUUAUUUAUUUUUUUCUAUUUCCUUUUCCUUUUUUUUUCUUUCUUUCUUUCUCUUUCUCUGUCUAUCUCUUCUUUUUUUUUUACUUAUUUAUACUUUUAAUUUUCUUUUUUUGUCGUAUAGUUAUUUACUAGUUUUCAUUAGGGUACAAAGUUAAAGAAAAGAAAUCAACAUGUGGCCUUAUCAUUAUUUUAGAUGCUGACAUUAGAUUUUAUGCGCAGUCGUUACUACAGGUAAUGUUAAGUUGACCUUUUGUACAAAUCAAUUACAUAAUUUUAAUUUU